CGCUUUUUUUGGAUUCAUGAAAUCAAAAAGAUGAAAUCCAACACAUACGAGCUGCACAACUACGUCGACUCAGACAUGGAGCUGGAAAAAGGUCAAGCCAAGACAGUGAGCGAGGAUUCACGUAAGCGUAAGGCAAGCGCUGCUACAGGUAGUCGGCGCGGUGAGAAGUACUCGCUACGUCAGAAGAGACAGAAGCGCGUACCUGGCGAUCUGCCUGCCCCUAUGACCGCACCAGCCACAGAAGAGCUGCAGCCUGCAGCGACAGUCUGCAGCAAGGCCAAGGCCAAGACUACGGCCAAGACGAAAGCUCCGCCGCUGAGCAAGUAUCGCCGGAAGACAGCCAACGCAAGGGAGCGCACGCGCAUGCGGGAGAUCAAUAUGGCUUUCGAGCACCUGCGACACUGUGUGCCGCAGUCCAUAACGGGCGAGGAUGCCGCCACCACUAAUGAGAAGCUGACCAAAAUAACAACACUGCGCCUGGCCAUGAAGUAUAUUGGCAUGUUAAGUGAGUCCCUGCAAGACCCCAGCUAUGAAAGCGAGUUCCUAGUCGAGUGUCUGCGCGAGAGUGCCAACAGAGAGGCGCAUGUUAGCGUGGACACCGAACCAGAUCUGGACUUGGACGUAGAGCUGGAGCCAACGCCGCCUGCCAAGCCCAAAAAACCAGUUAAGGCCAACAAAAAGUCACCAGCCAAGCGACAGUGCAAGCAAUCUAAGGCAACUGUAGUACCAGCGACACCCAUAAUGACAAAUACAACAAAUGUGCCCAUUAGCUCGCCAGAAUCGUGUUAUGCUUCCUCUUCCGUGGGCUCACCCGCCUUUUGCCCAGCCGCCUCCUCGCCAAGUUCGGCCUAUGCGUCGCUCUCCUCAGCGGCAUCUAGCGGCAGCAGUAGCAGCGGCAGUGUGCACGACAGCGCAGUGCUAGAUACGGACAGUCUGUUGGGCAUGCAAGCGCUGGAUGAGCUGAACACAUUACUGCUGGAGUCGGACAGCGACUCGCUGCACUGCCUCAACAGCUAUCAUCCAGAAUUGCUGGUGUCUGCAAGCUCAGCGCUUCCCUCGCGUGGAGACCUACCCAUAUCGAUAAACUUGACUCUGGAUAAGCCUGAUGUAGAGCUGAGCUUACGAAUGCUGGACCACUCGACAGACUCAUUUGACUUUGCCAGCGAUCAGCAGCCAUCGGCGUGCAUCAGCCCGCUGGCUACGCUGGACAGUUUCCAUCCGUUUGCUGAUCUGCUGCAUGGCGAGUUCUCCGAUAUAUUUCUAAGGUGACAAACACAGCAGGCAGUUGCUUAGAUUAUUAUUUAAAUUGUUACUUUCUGCGUUUAAGUUUAACCUAGUUCUAAAACAGCGUGUUAACCUAACCUCACUCAAGCAAUAACCGCGGAAUUCAUCGUGUCAUAGCAAGCAGGUAACUGCACAUUCAUGCUCACAGCAGACAGCCCAUGUCCAUAUGUUUCUCUAAUA
This is a messenger RNA of Drosophila hydei, 1464 nucleotides long. RefSeq names its product helix-loop-helix protein delilah (gene tx). Lineage: Eukaryota; Metazoa; Arthropoda; Insecta; Diptera; Drosophilidae. The transcript has 2 exons. Gene Ontology annotation, molecular function: protein dimerization activity. The record is from RefSeq and is a predicted model, not a curated record. The coding region runs from base 31 to 1269 and encodes 412 amino acids.